AUGACUGAGGACGAGUUUUUUAUAUCUGCGAUAAGCAAUGAGCCAGAAUUUCGUGGGCAGACUCUCAUUCUCCCAGCAAUAAGUAUUGGAUCAGUACCGCAACUUGCUCUGGAUUUACUAAUACAUGCACCGACACUCGCAUGCAGACGUGUUGGAUACUUAGACGGAAGUCAGUGCGUUCCAUUUAUUUCGCCGCCCGAACCAUCCUUGCCGGCGCAUGAAGUUUUCACUGCAUUAGAUGUCUACGAAUCUUCCAAAGGUUUAACGCUUGUUCAGCAGCGGAGUCCUGUGAUUAAGGCAUCACGAGCUUUGUUUACGAGACGGCUGAUGCAUUGGAUUCAAGAGGCUGGUUUUUCCGACGUGCUAAUCAUUUCAAGCAUGGAUGCGGCAAUGCGAGUGGAUACUGAAUUUUCAACACCUAUUCUGUAUAAGCGCCCAAGUGAGGCUCAAAUAACGCAUUUGUCCAGUGCUAUUUCACAACUGUACCCUCCUUUCCAACCACCUGCUUACAAUGGCCCAGGUAUCCCACCCAUGCCAGGUAGCGGUAUCACGCGCAUGUAUCUAGAACAUGCUCCAAAAUGUACAACAGCCCUGAUUAUGUUUUGUUCUGAAGGGGAUAACCGUGAGGAUGCUCACGAGCUGGUUCGUCAUAUUUCAGCUAUUUGUCACCUGGGAUUGCAGAGGUGUACCGAACCACCCAGCUGGACGUUUAUGUAUGGUUCUGCUCCUGCAGACCUUUUGUAUGGCUAG
Malassezia restricta is the source of this 750-nucleotide messenger RNA. RefSeq names its product proteasome assembly chaperone 2. The transcript has a single exon. Gene Ontology annotation, biological process: proteasome assembly. Gene Ontology annotation, cellular component: cytosol; nucleus. Lineage: Eukaryota; Fungi; Basidiomycota; Malasseziomycetes; Malasseziales; Malasseziaceae. The record is from RefSeq and is a predicted model, not a curated record. The coding region runs from base 1 to 750 and encodes 249 amino acids.